AAAUUCAUCCAGCGAGCGAGGGCGCCCUCUCCGGUCUCCCCCCCCCCCCCCGAGCGCACCUCCCGAUCCGCUUCCGCCCGUGGCCGGCGGUUUCCUCCCCCCGCUUCACUCGCUGGGCAGCGACCGGCGCGGGGGUAGAGAUCCCUCCGAGAUUGGGCCGAUUUCAGUUGCUGGUUGUUUCGGAUUUGCUUGCUGCCUGCGCGGCGCGGGACUACUGAUAGCAGUGUUUUUUUCCGGGAGGAAUUGGCGGCUCGCCAGACCGGUUUCGCCUUCUGUCUGCAGUUCGUACCGCAGGACUUUAUACUCCAACAAGAACUAAAAGACAUGGCUGCAUCAAGGCCACCAAGCACCCCUAUGUCAAAGAUUGAGCGUGCACCGACCCUUACCCCUGGAGGUAGCUCCAAGUCCAAGGAGGAGAAAAUAUUUGUCACAGUUAGGGUGCGACCAUUGAGUAAGAAGGAGCUGGCCAUGAAGGACCAGGUCGUGUGGGAAUGUGCUGAUAGCCAGACAAUUCUAUACAAGGGUCCCCCACAGGACCGGGCUGCACCCACCUCUUACACUUUUGAUAAGGUGUUUGGGCAGAGUUGUCAAACAGACUUAGUUUAUGAAGAUGGAGCUAAGGAUGUUGCAAUGUCUGCAUUGACAGGCAUUAAUGCCACUAUUUUUGCCUAUGGUCAGACUAGCAGUGGCAAGACAUUUACCAUGAGAGGUGUGACAGAGAGUGCUGUUAGUGAUAUAUACAGGCACAUAGAAAAUACCCCCGAGAGGGAAUUUACUAUCAAGAUAUCUGCUAUGGAAAUAUACAAUGAGGAUGUGAAGGAUCUUCUAAAACCUGGCUCUGGUUCCCUUCGGCUGUUAGAUGAUCCUGAGAAAGGACCCAUUGUGGAUAAGUUGGAUGAGCAAGUUGCCAAGGACAAAGAACAUCUGAGGCAUCUAAUCAGCAUUUGUGAAGGACAAAGACAAGUUGGGGAGACUGCACUCAAUGAUGCUAGCUCACGUUCCCACCAAAUCAUUAAGCUGACAGUGGAGAGUAGGCUCCGUGAGGUGUCAGGCUGUGUUAAAUCUUUUGUUGCCAGUCUAAAUUUCGUUGACCUUGCUGGAAGCGAACGGGCUGCACAAACACAAGCAAUUGGUGCAAGAUUGAAAGAAGGAUCCCAUAUAAAUCGCAGUUUGUUGACUUUGACUAAAGUCAUCCGGAAGCUAAGCUCUGAGAAAAGAAGUGGACACAUACCAUAUCGGGAUUCGAAGCUAACACGUAUUUUGCAACUUUCUUUGGGUGGGAAUGCAAGAACAGCCAUCAUCUGUACCAUGAGCCCAGCCCUGACAUACGUAGAACAAUCUAGAAAUACUUUAUUCUUUGCAACCUGUGCCAAGGAGGUCACAAAUACUGCAAAAGUUAAUAUGGUUAUAUCUGACAAGCAGCUUGUGAAGCAGCUUCAAAUGGAAGUUGCUAGGUUACAAGCAGGACAAAGGACCAGCGACCAUGCCUCCCCUUCUGAGAUCCUCAUAAUGGAGAAGGACAGUAAAAUUAGACAGAUGGAAAUAGAAAUGGAAGAACUCAGGAAAGAACGAGAUAAUGCACGUUCGCAACUUGAAGAACUACGAAAGAAGAUGGGUGACAAGCUAGGGUGGAAUUCGUUUGACUCGCCACAAACGGCCCGAAAGUGCCUCACAUUUUCUGGGUCACUACAGCCUAGUAGAAUGAUCAAGAUAAGGAAUUCAAUCAGGCAAUCAUCCACUGCUCCAUUUAUGCUAAAGCAUGAGAUUCGCAAGCUCGAGCAGCUGCAACAGCAACUUGAGGUUGAAGCGAACCGAGCUAUUGAAGUAUUGCACAAGGAGGUUGAAUGCCACAAACAUGGCAACCAAGAUGCAGCGGAAACUAUUGCAAAACUUCAGGCAGAAAUCAAGGAGAUGCAAUCUGUUAGAUCUGAAAACAGAGACGUUGAGAUGAUUACAGAUGAAGGAAAUGGGUCUGACCUGAAAGAUGAAAUUACUAGGCUGCAUAUGCAAGACAGUGACAUUGCUAAACUUGAGGCGAAACUAGAAAAUGUACAGAGGUCUAUUGACAAAUUGGUCAUGUCACUUCCAAAUGCUGGCACGCAGUGUAAUGAGUCGUCCACAAAGUCCAAUGCGUCAAAAAAGAAGAGGAGGAUGCUUCUUCCACUGGGCGUGAGCAACCUGAACAGACCUAAUCUAGCACGAGCACCUUGCUCUCCUGACUCUUCUACCAGAACUUUGGAGCCAGAAGUUGAGAACAGAGCUCCAGACAGUCAUACCGCGUCUCAUGAGGAUUUAGGAAAAGCUACUCCCGCCAAGAGUGAAGACACUGGAGAUAUAUCGUUGCGUGAUGAAGCGCCUCGCAACAGGGGAUCCGGCUCAGUGAACAUGAAAAAGAUGCAGAGGAUGUUCCAAAAUGCUGCUGAAGAAAAUGUAAGGAACAUCAGGGAUUAUGUGACAGAGCUGAAGGAGCGGGUGGCGAAACUUCAGUACCAAAAGCAGCUGCUUGUCUGCCAGGUCUUGGAGUUGGAAUCUAAUGAAGCCAAACCAAAUGACAUGGAAGAAGAUCCACAAGAAAGUGCCGGAUGUCUACAAGACGGUCCUGAGUCAUGGGAGAGAUUGUUUAAGGAGCAGAUGCAGCACAUUAUCCAACUUUGGGAUAUCUGUUAUGUAUCCAUCAUACACAGGACUCAGUUCUACCGGCUAUUCAGGGGGGACACGGCAGAUCAGAUAUACAUCGAAGUUGAAGUCCGAAGACUGUUGUGGUUGCAGCAGCAUUUGGCUGAAGUCGGUGAUGCAAGCCCUGCUGCACCUGGUGACGAGCUUGCAGUUUCUCGAGCCUCAAGCAUCAAGGCGCUGAGGACCGAGCGGGAGUUUCUGGCGAGGCGGAUGGGGUCCAAGAUGACGGAGGAGGAGCGGGAGCGGCUGUUCAUCAAGUGGCGGGUGCCCCUGGAGGCGAAGCAGCGGAAGCUGCAGCUGGUGAGCAAGCUGUGGACGGACCCCGACGACCUGGCGCACGUCGAGGAGAGCGCCGACAUCGUGGCCCGGCUGGUGGGCUUCUGCGAGGGCGGCAACGUCAGCAAGGAGAUGUUCGAGCUCAACUUCGCGUCGCCGGCGGCCAAGAAGCCGUGGCUCACGGGCUGGCACCCCAUUUCCAACAUGAUCAGGGAGAGGGCUCAGCUCUGGUGACGAGCUCCGUCGGGCCGGCCAUUGCCUUGCCGGUGAGGGGAAACGAGCCUAGAUUUCGUCGUGUCCAUGCUCCGGACAUGAUGGCCUGUUCUCGUUCGAGUAGGGAUGGAUGGAGGAUGGUGUAUAUUGAAUUUUUUUGGGAGAGGUUAUAAAAGGCUCUGGAAAAGUAAUCAUUUGGCUA
This is a messenger RNA of Hordeum vulgare subsp. vulgare (domesticated barley), 3367 nucleotides long. Its product is annotated as kinesin-like protein KIN-7A. The coding region runs from base 325 to 3186 and encodes 953 amino acids. The transcript has 16 exons. Gene Ontology annotation, biological process: microtubule-based movement. The record is from RefSeq and is a predicted model, not a curated record. NCBI's taxonomy places the organism in Eukaryota, Viridiplantae, Streptophyta, Magnoliopsida, Poales, Poaceae. Gene Ontology annotation, molecular function: microtubule motor activity; ATP binding; microtubule binding.